UCUGUCUGUGCUGUGAUGACCUGUGCAGCUGCCUUAGUGGAAUUUGUCCUCUUGUCACAGAUUUACCAAUAUAUCCAGAGUCGUUUCUAUCGCUCCCCUGAAGUGCUGCUUGGCAUGCCGUAUGACCUGGCCAUUGACAUGUGGUCACUGGGCUGUAUCCUGGUGGAAAUGCACACCGGAGAGCCUCUCUUCAGUGGGUCGAAUGAGGUGGAUCAGAUGAAUAAGAUUGUGGAGGUAGUGGGGAUUCCUCCUAGUCACAUGCUGGAACAGGCACCCAAAGCCCGCAAGUACUUUGAGAAGCUCUCUGACGGGCUGUGGGCUGUCAAAAAAGUGAAGGAUGUGAAGAAGGAAUAUAAAGCAGCCGCUUCCCGCAAACUCCACAACAUCAUUGGCGUCGAGACGGGCGGACCCAAUGGGCGACGGGCAGGUGAACCAGGACACACGCCAGCCGAGUACUUGAAGUUCAAGGACUUGAUUCUGAGGAUGCUGGACUAUGAUCCCAAAACACGAAUCACCCCUUUCUAUGCACUUCAACACAACUUCUUCAAGAAGACCUUGGAUGAAGGGACAAACACAAGUAACAGCAUCUCAACCAGCCCCUCCGUGGAGCACAGUCAGUCAGCAAGCACUGCCAGCUCUUUGUCCAGCUCAGGUACAGGCCACCAGCUGCCCCCCCCAUACCUUGGAGUGCACAUUCCCUCUUCCUCUUCAUCCACCAGCAGAUUGCCUCCAUCACCCAUCUACUCUCCUUUGUUCAUGGUCAUCUUAAAGCUGGUUAUACGUUCAACAUAGGACAUCCAAUAAAUC
Molecule: messenger RNA, 807 nt
Organism: Chiloscyllium plagiosum (whitespotted bambooshark)
Lineage: Eukaryota; Metazoa; Chordata; Chondrichthyes; Orectolobiformes; Hemiscylliidae
Source: RefSeq, a predicted model, not a curated record